This is a messenger RNA of Spirodela intermedia, 2845 nucleotides long. NCBI's taxonomy places the organism in Eukaryota, Viridiplantae, Streptophyta, Magnoliopsida, Alismatales, Araceae. The record is from the annotation of a GenBank genome assembly.
AUGCUGGUUACGUAAUAAAAAAAACCCAAGAUAUUGUCCUUCACGAUUUAACAAACCGGAGUGAGGAUCAGGAACUUAAUCAGGACACUUGACCUAUGGUUAGAAUCCCAUUAUAAAUAUAAAUAUGGUUGGACAUGGUUAUAAAUUAAAAGGGGGACUAAAGUAAAGGAAACUUUUUUCGCAGGAGGGCAACAGAAGAAAACAGGAGCCCGGUUGAUAGUAGACUUCACCGUUCUGCCGAGGAACCCCAGACCUCCCCCUAAGAUUAGCAGCUGUUUGAGAGAUCUGCAGUGCCGCUUGCCUCAUAAAAAUCUCGAGAAGGCGCAUGCCAUAUAUGCCAGACAAUUGACGACCGAAAAGCUCACGGCAACAGCACAAUCAACGGCACAAUAUUGAGAAGGCGCAGGGAACGCGCCAAAAAGUCUGUCAUCAGCCCGGGGGACGGGGUAGGGGGGUAGCACGCAGCAGGAAGAAGGGAGGACCGAUUUAGGCAUGGUGAGCCUCCUCUUCCUCUUCCUCUUCCUCGUAUUCCUGGUCGGCGGUGGCGUCCUGGUACUGCUGGUACUCGGCGACGAGGUCGUUCAUGUUGCUCUCGGCCUCGGUGAACUCCAUCUCGUCCAUGCCCUCGCCGGUGUACCAGUGGAGGAAGGCCUUGCGGCGGAACAUGGCGGUGAACUGCUCGCUGACCCGGUGGAACAUCUCCUGGAUGGAGGUGGAGUUGCCAAUGAAUGUCGCAGCCAUCUUGAGGCCCUUGGGCGGGAUGUCGCACACGCUGGACUUUACGUUGUUUGGGAUCCACUCCACAAAGUAGGACGAGUUCUUGUUCUGCACGUUGAUCAGCUGCUCGUCGACCUCCUUGGUGCUCAUCCUCCCCCUGAACAUGGCCGAGGCGGUGAGGUAGCGCCCGUGGCGCGGGUCCGCCGCGCACAUCAUGUUCUUGGCGUCCCACAUCUGCUGGGUGAGCUCCGGCACCGUGAGCGAGCGGUACUGCUGCGAGCCCCGCGAGGUCAGCGGGGCGAAACCCACCAUGAAGAAGUGCAGCCGGGGGAAGGGGAUCAGGUUCACCGCCAGCUUCCUCAGGUCGGAGUUCAGCUGCCCAGGGAACCGCAGGCAGCAGGUGAUCCCGCUCAUAGUGGCCGAGAUCAGGUGGUUGAGAUCCCCAACUGGAGCGAACACAGAGGGCAAGGGACAGGAGAGAGGGGGGAUCAGACACUCGAGCCGAGAAGGAAAGGGAGGAGAGAGAGACGACUUACAGGUGGGGGUAGCGAGCUUAAGUGUGCGGAAGCAGAUGUCGUAGAGGGCUUCGUUAUCCAGGACCAUGCACUCAUCGGCGUUCUCCACGAGCUGAUGGACUGAGAGGGUGGCAUUGUACGGCUCCACAACGGUGUCGGAGACCUUUGGCGACGGGAAGACCGAGAAGGUAAGCAUCAUGCGGUCCGGGUACUCCUCCCUGAUCUUGGAGAUGAGGAGAGUCCCCAUGCCGGACCCUGUGCCACCCCCCAACGAAUGGCAAACUUGGAAUCCUGUGUCGUCACGAAAAGGGAGAGAAAAGGACCAAUGGAGAUCAGCAUGUGUGCUAUCAUAGAUAAUCCACGUCUGUCCUCCAGCAAAUUCACCAGGCCUCACAACGAAAUUAUCCAGUUAGAACAAUUAAUCAAGUAACGUAUCCAAUGAGAUUCACAGUAAAAGGAUGUAGGCAGGGUUUUGGCAGUGAAAGGAACUAGAAUAAAUACCCGACCCGAUCACGGUCAACAAUAGAUGCACAUGUAACCCAUGUGUCUCAAAAUACUGCGAUUACCAGGCCUCAGGACGUGAUUAAUUCUCAUGUGGAAAUCCAUCAAAUAAUGUAGGCAAUACUCUCUACGUCAUCACAGGCCAGUCCACUUUAUCCUCGUCCUCCUAGAGAACGAGGCAAUAAUAUCUACGUCAUUUAAGGCCUCUCCUCGUCCUCUCACUGGAGGAACUUCUGUACCUUACCAACUAGCGCAUAGAAAACUACUGUAAAUCCCGAAAGAACAAUAAAAAACUGACGCAAGCUAUGAUCUAUAGAGGGAUUAGCAUCAUAUUAGUAAAGAAGUAGAAAUGAAAUGAGAAAGAAAACAAAGAGGUAGACAGAGAGUAACAGGAAAACGCUUGAUAACUGAUGAAAAAUGGAGAACAGGCACUAUCAUUUUUCUUUUGCAAUCUAGCAUCAGAAUUACCCACAAAUCAACAGAACCAGCUUAGUAAAAAGAUCAACAACUUCAACUUCUUCCAUCGUUGGGGAACGAUGAGAUCUAUGGACGAUUGGAAUGGCUUGAAUAUUCCAGACAGCAAUCUAAAUAACAACACACUAAAACGACGAUUAGACAGAAAUGACACGAUCCCAACGAAAAAAUACUUCAGAUUCAUCAAUGUAUGACAAUUUUACCCGUGUCUUCAUGCUAUUAAGCUAAAUGUUAAGGUUUAACAAGAAAAAAAAAGGGUAAAGCCGUAUUCCUAUAUUUUUAAAAUUGAAAAAGGGAAAAACAUCGCGAUAGCCGACCCGAUCAAGCGCAAAAAGCAAUAACCAUUCAGCGCAUCCAGAUGUUAUUUAUAUACCUUGAAGACAGUCACAAUUCUCGGCCUCCUUGCGGACAACGUCGAGGACUGAAUCAAUCAGCUCAGCGCCCUCCGUGUAGUGACCCUUGGCCCAGUUAUUCCCGGCACCGGACUGCCCGAACACGAAGUUAUCCGGACGGAAGACCUGGCCAAAAGGUCCGGAGCGGACGGAGUCCAUAGUGCCAGGCUCUAGGUCCAUAAGCACCGCCCGGGGAACGUACCUCCCCCCACUCGCUUCAUUGUAGUACACGUUGAUGCGCUCUAG